AUGCUGACGAAUGGACAUUAUGAGAAUGUUCCACGUCGACUGAAGUUGGCAGACGACGGGGACGUCACCGUAGACGUCGUUCCUCGACGUCUUCUGAUAGCCGGGUCCGAGUUCCUCUUCAUCGGUUACGCGCAGCCGGCUCAGUGUCUGACCGCUGCCGUUUGCCGAUUUUCCUGGUGCACCUGGCUAUCAGGUCUGUCCGCAAUUUUGCAGUUGCUUCUGCUCUUGAGGGACGUGUUAUGUGCCGCAGCCGUCUUGUUCACGUCUGCUGUGCCCCCUUUCGUCCUCUUCUCCUGUCCGCCUGCGAUGACGGCUUCAUCUGCUCCCGGACCUGUUGCGGCGGGGACUCUGGCCGCUUCUGACGAUCCCAAGGCCUCCGCCCCGUCUCCGCCGUCGGCAGCAUGGAGUGACAUCGUGGCGUUCCUGCCGACUUCUGAUCUGCUCCGUCUCAGUGCGGGUACUCUGUCUGCCAUUUCCGCCAGGCUCGCCUGGUACGACGGCAGCACCGCACCCGCCCUGCCUCCGGUUGUUCCGACCCCGCCUCCUCCUGUUGGAGGUCGCUCGGGUCCGCCGGUUAAGGAGCCACCCGCCAAGGGUGCAAGUCAGGCUGCAGGUCCGAUUCCGCAGCAAAAAGCCUGCCCUCUGCCACACCCCAAGCUGAACGCCCCGCCGGCCGCUCCCGUCCGCGCCAACCCUCUGGCGGACGUUGCUUCCGGAAGCGGUGCCCCUCCUCCGGCACCGGAGGUUACCGCACCCGCAGCUGCACCUGAGUCGAUCGGUCCGCCCGCCCCCCGUGGCCGCGCUUUUGAUCCCAAUGAUUUUUGGGAGGCAGGUUGGUCCGCUCAGCUCGACCCACGCAGUCUGCCUCCGGACACCUACCGGCCAACCUGGUGGCCUUUUCCGGAUCUGUUUUGUCUGCGUCCGGACGAGCGCCCGGACUACAUCACUCCGCUGGCCCCGGCAGAGCCUUUGCAGCACCUCGCUCUGCGAGGUUACUGCACGCACAUCUGCGCCCGCCUGGCCACAAAUUCCGAGGGCAACAGGUCCACCUGGUCCUCUUCAAUCGGCGCGCAGAACGCUGUCGCUGACCCAGGCUUUUCCGCCCUCGGUGUCGGCUCUUCUCCGCUUCCGGACUUUGUGCACUCUCCGCCUGGCAUUCGUCCCAGCGGACCGCCCUCUGUCUCUGCGCCUGCUUCUCCGCUGAGCCUGCUGGCUACUCCCAGCCCGCGACCACAUUUGCUCACCACUCCGCCGUCCGCAUCCACCUCUCAUAUUGGUGUUCCCUCGCUGCCGGGCGCCAGUACCAGUGGCACGACCUGGUCAAUUGUUUCCCCGAUCUGCUCUGCCACUGCUUCGGCUUCUCUGGUCCGGCCUCCAUCACGUUGGGCUUUAGGCACCUUGUCGGCGUCCUACAGACCUCGUGCGUUCACGCCACUGGCGUCUAGGCCGGCGCCUGCUCCGGCUGUUCCUCCGCCUCUUCGCGGGUUUCCGGCCCCUCCGUCCAGACCAUUUCCGGCCCCGCCUCCGUCACGACGCCAUUUGGAUAACUUUGUGCUCGGUCUUGCACCCAGGCCAGCAAUCCAUGCCCCUUCUGCUCUGCCUGCGGUGUCUGACUCGACCGGGCUUGCAUCCACCUCGUUGAUGCGCCUGCCUGCCUCUCCGGUUGGCCCUGUGGCCGGUUCCGCCGAACAGGCAUCUGAAGAGAUGCGUCUUCUUCUUCUCCGCUGGACGGAGCUCUUAAAAGAAAUGGGGUCGGAGAGCGCCCUUUUUGUGGAGGCAUCUGCCUCCGCCCACAUGGAUUUUCAUGUGCAGCGGGUGGCUGCUAGGUUUGCCCCUUCCACUUUGCAGCGUUACUUUGAUGCCUGGCUCAACUGGGUUUCCUUCUGCCGUCUGGCCGGGGCCAAUCAUUUGUCUCCGCCUCCGGGUCUGCUCCCGGAUUGGUUGCGCAGCCAAGCCAGUAAACAGGGUCUGUCAACCAUGCAGCUCAAGGCUCUGUCGUGGUUUUGCAAGACGGCGGGUCUCCCGGCUUUCAAAGCGGCUCUGGUGUCUCCUGUCUGUCAGGCGUUCUCCGUUGCGUCCUCCCCUACGGAGCACCGAGAAAGUCUGCCACUGAGCCUGAGUUUUGUUGUGUGGCUCGAAUCCCUGGUUCUGGAUCCGUCCGCAUCUGCGGCCGAAAUCCUCAGGGUUGGCUACCUUCUGCUCUGUAUCUGGGGCAGCUUACGCUGGGGCGACGCUCUCUGGGUCCCUCCCCGCCGUCUCCACUACCAGCCCCAAGCGUCUGCGCUGGUGGGUACGUGCCUUCGUACUAAAACCACUAAAAGAGGAAUGCCCUUCGGCAUCCUCGCUUCUGGCCUCCUUGGCUCUGCCUCUGCGUCUUGGGCACUCCGUUUCCUCAGCAUCCUGUCUCAGUGUGCUGCGGACACCAUGCGGUUAUCCCCGGGUCGCACUCUGGACUUUGUUCCCGCCACCCUGUCCGGCUCCGAAGCUCGUCCGGUCAUGGGUGGUCCUUUGAAACGGGAUAAGAUGGUUCUGUGGCUUCGGGGCCUGCUUCUCCGUCACUGGCAUCUCCACUCAACGUCGCCGCCUCCGGCUGCAUUUGGGCUGGUAGCGGCACAUUCUCUGAAAUGUACGUUACUGGCCUGGGGUCGCCAGCUGGGGUCUGAGUCUGAACUUCGUCGCAUCCAAGGUCACCACCGACUUUCUGGCUCCGACAAGUCAGUCUCCCUUUACUCCAGGGACGAUAUUAUCCCAAUGCUUCGCUUCCAGCGACAGCUGGUUUUGGCCUUGCGCUCCGGAUUCCGGCCCUUGCAGCCGGUUGCUCGCGGCCUGGACGAGCCUCUGCCGGAUUUUCCGGUCACCUUGCCUGCCCCAACUGGCCUUCCGUCGGACUUCUCCCUCACGUCCGACUGCUUCCCGAGGCUGCCCCGCUGCCGGCAGCCAUCCCCUCCGCGGAACUCCCGAAGCAACGUGGUUCACAUUGCCGUAGCCACAGAGCCUCAGGCCAUUCGUUCCAAGCUGUACUCCUCUGUCUCCGGCGAGGACAUCUGGCUCCGCCCAAUCUGCGGGGCUCGUACCUCCCAACUGGCGCCAGACAGCUUCCUCUCUGAUUUCCCCAAAGGCCCAAAGGUGAUCUCGGACACGAGCCCGGCGGAUGCUCCCAUGGACGCCCCGGCCUUGGCCCCCACGGUGCUGGAUCCGCCGUCCCCAUCGCCGUUGGCACACGGGCACGCCCCGACCAUGCCCGUUCCGACGACCCAGGCCCACGAGGCCGAGGAGGAGCCGGUCAAGGUCUUUAUCCGCACGCUGCUCGGUCUGUCUGACGACACCGUUGCAGCUGGUCUCGUGUCUGCAGACGCGGCUUGUCUCCGCCGCCUGCUGUCCGAGGCUGCCCUGGCGGCACCACCACGCGUCACCCCAGGGCUCUCCACUCUGGGUCUGCCGGUGCCGCCCGCUUCUUCCUCCGUGGCUGCCAAGCUCCAGCCCACGGACUUCACUCACUUGAAGAAAGAUUUCAUGGCUAAGUAUCCGGGGGAACUCCUGACUCCGUCAUCCACCCCUUCUCUCGAGUUUCUGUCCCUGCUGAAGCAGCACAGUGACUCUGCCGCUUCCCUCUGGGUCCCGUGGCGAUUGCGCACGUGCCUGGCUGAUGCCGCACGCUGGGAAGAGACGCGCAAACCUCGCAACGACGGUCAUCCGGAGCCGGUCCUGCGUCGUGCACGGUCUCUGUUGGCUACCGCCUUAGCCAUGUUAGAUCUCGUGCAUCUUGCGACCAUAAAGCAAUUUCACGAGAAAUUUCUGUCCCUGGCUCUGGCGGCUCCUCUCGAUCAGGCACUUCGUUCUCCCACUCUUCAGGAGAUCCUCCACGCGGACAGGGCGGUCUGGUCCUCCGUCUACGAGCUGACGAGUGAUCAUGGCUGGAGCCUCCCCGAUGCACUUAGCGAAAUCGCUUUCUGUCGCGGUGAGAUGUCGAAUCUGCUCCAGCCCCGUCCCCGUCCGGCCCGCAUUCCGCCUCCGCCCUCCGCCGAUGGCAAAACUGGCAAGGGUCUGGGCAGAAAGCGUCAGCUGACCGACAAUUCGUCCGGUCAGGAUUCCGCUGCGGCCAAAGCCAAGGCAAAGGCCAAGACCGCUGCCAAUCCGCCUCCGAAAGGCUGGGACCCGUCCUGGUGCAAGACCAUCGGGGAUAAAGAGGCCUGCAUGCGUUUCGCAGUCGACAAGUGCACUAAGACCGACUGCAAGUUUGUGCACGGCUGCCCGGUCCCGCUCGCUUCCGGCAAAGCCUGCGGCCAACCGCACUCUGCUCUGGACCAUGGCAAGUUGUUCCUGGACCUUUUUUCCGGAUCGUCUUCCCCUGUGACCACUGCACUUCAGGCGCUCAGGAAGGCUUGUUUUGAACCUGUCGACAAGCUUGCGGCUUCUGCAGCGGACUUGCUGGAUGAUGCCUGCUUCGACCGCCUCUGCCGCCUUUGUUCUUCAGGCUUGGUGGGUGCUGCCGGUGCUGCUCCGCCUUGUGCAGCCUUUUCACGGUCCCGCCUGCGUCCUGGUGGCCCUUCUCCGGUGCGCACCCUCCACCACCCUACUGGCAUUCCCUCUCCCUCUGCCUCGCAGGCCGAAGAGCUGAGGGUUUCCUCUGUUCUGCACCAACGGGCGCGUCAUCUUCUCUGUCUGGUUGACUCCCGCGGCGGUCUCAUUUGGGUCGAGAAUCCCACCUCCUCCCUGUUGUGGUUGGAUCCAGACGUUGUCUCGUGGCUCCGGCUGUUCUGCCGCCACGUUGCCACUGUUGCUGGCUGCCAUCACGGCCUGGACCAACACAAGGUGUCCGGAAAGCGCUUGGCGGAUGGCUCCUUUGCCACUCGCCUUUCUGCAUGCUACCCUCCGUCCUUGGCUGCAGCCCUGGCACGCCUGGCGGCUGACGUCGCUCCUUUUCUGGAUGACCUCCGUUCCUUUCUUCAUGUGGAAGACGACACUACCUGGAACCGCCUGCUUCUGGUCCAAGAGGGUCAGCCGUUUCGGCUCAAUCUCUGGCACUGCCUCUCGCUGGUUUGUGCAGACCCGGACUCGGGGUACUUUGACCUUCUCCGCUCUGGCGUCCCCUUAGGCGUGCCAGAGCCCAUUCCCCCGUGUCCGGUUAUGCAUCCCCCUCCUUCCCCUGACGCCACGGUCAUCCCGCUUCAGCAUUGUGAGUCCGCCUGGAAAUCUGCCAUUGAUCAUGCAGAUGUGGUGGAUGAGUUGCUCGAAGCUGAGCUGGCCGAAGGUUGGAUCGCUCUGGUUCCGGGAGGAGAUGCCGAGCUGCGCCGCCGCUACACCCGUACGGCGGUCGGCAAACUAGGAGUCGUACUGGCUGAGGGACGUCCUCCGCGUCUGGUGGUCGACAGCUCCGUGUCUGGCGUCACGAGCAACACUGCUCUGCCCAACCGUUCUGCUAACCCCACUCUGUCGGACGUCUUCUUCUGUAUGCCUCUCUCCGACUCCACGGAACGGCUCGUCGCUUUAAUGCUGGAUGUUGCUAAAGCGCAUCGCCGGAUUCUGAUUCGUGCGCUUGACCGCGGUCUUCUCUGCUUCCGUCACCGUGGCAAGCUGUAUCAGUGUCUUACACUGAACUUUGGGGCCCGCGUGUCAUCGUUUUACUGGGCCCGCGCCGCCGGUUUGCUACUUCGCCUGGUACAUCGCAUUGUCCGCGUCCGACACUCGGCUCAGAUUUACGUUGACGACAUCUUGGCACUCUUAGAUGCCAUUUCUGCUCCGCUUUGGGCUUCCUUGAUUGUCGUCCUUCUUCUGGUUCUGCGUGUGCCCAUGUCAUGGCACAAAGCUGCUUUGGGCCCGUCUGUUGUUUGGAUUGGCUGGGAGUUUAACUUGUCACAUUUUUGCGUCAAAUUGGACCCCGGCAAGUUCACACGGCUCUGUGCUCUGCUCCGACAGGCCCUUCUGUCCAAACCCUGCUCCUGUCAUUUGUUGGAGCGUGUCACGGGUAAGCUUCUCUGGCUUUCUUCCCUUUUCCGUACGUUUCGCCCUUCUCUGGCUCCGCUUUACUCGGACCAGCAUGCUUUGCUGCCCACCAUGACAGCGCUUCAACCUGAGCGCUGGCCCGAAAUUUUGCAGGCUCUCUCUCCGGACCUCAUCCUGCUGCGUCCAAUUGGCGUAGCUGCCCUUCCGCCUGGUUCCAAGAUCUUACGUGUCAAUCAAACUGCGGUUUCCUGCCGCGGUGACCUUCCACUGUUAGCCCCUGAUGCCCGUCGCAUCUGGCUUCAAUCUUCGUCUCUGCACACCGGGAUGUGUGUUCUCUCUGACUCUUCUCAGGAGGUGCUGAGACUCUGGUUGGAUCUCUGCCAGUCUGGCACGGCCGUUCGCUCCUUGCUGCGCCCGCCUCUCUACGUCUGUGAAGCCUUUGCUCACGCCUGCGCCGCCGAGCUCUCCGCGGGGCUCGGCGGCUUCGCUCGUCUACCGGACGGGCGCCAACUUUUCUUCCGUCAGUCCUUUGACUCUUUGACCGUCAAGAGCUUCAUAGACUCUUUCCCUGGUUCCCCGAGACCGCUUCUGCUCAGGCCUUUAUCGCCAGUUGGGAACUGUUGGCGCAGUGCGCUCUGGUUGUCUUAUUGGAUGUCCUGCUGGGACCAGGGCACCUGCCGGUGCACUGCAUCUUCAAAUGUGACAACUCUGCUGCCGAUGCAGCGAGCUGGAAGGGUCUGUCUAUGGCCAAGGGCCUCUGCUCGGUGCUCCGAUCUUUCCUGCUCUGCCAGCAAGCGCGUCGCAUUUCCGUUUACAUUGAUCACGUUCCGGGACUGUCCAAUGACGUUGCAGACGCUUUAA
Molecule: messenger RNA, 6804 nt
Organism: Symbiodinium sp. CCMP2592
Lineage: Eukaryota; Dinophyceae; Suessiales; Symbiodiniaceae
Source: the annotation of a GenBank genome assembly